This is a messenger RNA of Diabrotica virgifera virgifera (western corn rootworm), 1193 nucleotides long. RefSeq lists its product as uncharacterized. Gene Ontology annotation, cellular component: nucleus; transcription regulator complex. The record is from RefSeq and is a predicted model, not a curated record. Bases 167 to 1114 code for a protein of 315 amino acids. The transcript is spliced from 2 exons. Gene Ontology annotation, biological process: regulation of transcription by RNA polymerase II. Gene Ontology annotation, molecular function: DNA binding. NCBI's taxonomy places the organism in Eukaryota, Metazoa, Arthropoda, Insecta, Coleoptera, Chrysomelidae.
AGUGCGAAUUAGCCCGUUUCAUUGAAACCUAUUACCUAUCGUACACUGCGUCCGAACUGCGUCGUACGAGUUCGGACGAAAACAUGCGAUGUGCGAUCUAUCCGAAAGAAAUGGGAUAGUUCGCAGUUGUUAUGACGAAUUGAUAGUCGAUUUGUAACAGACCGAGAUGGAUGUUGAAAAAUUAAUUACUUUAAUUUAUGAAAAAAAGCCUCUGAGGGAUAUGACCGACAAAUCAUAUCACAUGAGAGACAUAAAUAGAAAAUUGUGGCAAGAAGUGGCAGUUGAAAUGAAUACUACGGUUGAUGGAGUAAAAAAUAAAUGGAGGGGGCUGCGAGACACAUUCCGAAAGGAAUUCAACAAGUCGAAAAAACAGAAAUGUGGAGAUGGUGCAGAAUCGGUAGUUACCUCCAAAUGGCCAUAUUACAAAAUACUGUUGUUUUUAUCUAAAACUGUUGAGCGACGUAACCUGCAUGGCAAUAUAUCUCCGCAAGAGGAAAGCAAUAACAACUCUUCUUCCGAGUCAGAAUCGACAUUGGAAGCUGCAGACAAUGCAUACUCUCAAUCAACCAUUCAGGAGUCAUCACAACAAAUUGUAAAUACAGAUAUACACCAGCCAUCCACAUCAGGUAAUAAGUUUACAAGUACAUUCAGAACACCUAGUAGAACAACUUUGCAAAGUAAGAAAAACACAAAAAAUCGUCUGAAAUAUGCUAAGAAUUCCGAGACAAAUUCAGUAGACGACAAGUUCCUCGAAAUAGAAAGAGCCAAAUUGGAAAUAUUGUCCCAACAUAAAAAUAGAGAAGACAGUGACAGUGAACGCCAAUUCCUACUGAGUCUCCUACCCUUUUUAAAGGCUGUACCUCAAGAUCGACAAUUGCUGGUGAGAAGUAAGUUGCAGCAAGUAUUUCUUGAAGAAGAACAAUUAUCUACAAGAGACGUGGCCGGAGCAGCAUAUCGUUCCAAUGAAACAAUUACAUCAACACCGUUGCCUUCUCCAAUGUCUUACACGGACACCGAUUCCUCCAGAGCGUCAUUCUAUUGUAAUGACUUAGUAUCAACACCACAUCAUUCUUCAUCUUUGCAAAAUACAGAAUCUUUCGGGGUCUCACAAUAAGUCUCACAAUAAGGUCUCAAGUGAAAGAAGAGAAGAUGUUUCCUAUCAACAGCCGUUGUCCAUUCAGAAGUAUAUUUCU